Messenger RNA from Acanthoscelides obtectus, 526 nucleotides. The record is from the annotation of a GenBank genome assembly. NCBI's taxonomy places the organism in Eukaryota, Metazoa, Arthropoda, Insecta, Coleoptera, Chrysomelidae.
AUGCAGGAAGAAGUUUACUUGAAGAAAGUUUUGCGACAACUCUUUCAUGUAAAAACGUUAGAUCAACUUUGUUGGCGUCGAAGGAGAUUAUGUAAAAAAAUAAAAUUAUCGCAAUUGUCAGGCCAAGAACUGAAAAGAGUGAAAACCCUGCACACGUACCAUAAAAUUUAUAAGCAUGUGGACUGGACUGUCGCAUUCUGCGCUGUCAGCUAUAAUACUCUGCCACUUUGAAGUGCUGACUCCUAUUUAUGUUAAAAAAUGGGCGAUGCAGAUCCUUUCAGCAACGCUCCUGGUGUCGGACGAUCUCUCGAUGAUGCUGCAAGAUAUACCGCUCUUGAUGCACGGUGGCGAAACUCUGGUUGGCUAAGGUGUCGACGUUUCCAUAAGUGUGGCGAAUCUUCUGGCCGAUAUACCCAAGGUUCCAGCUACGAGGGCGUUACAUUAUUAUAUACAGAGCUUUUAUGGUUAUAGCCCGGUCACCAGAGUAAAUAGAUCAACAGGAGAAAGCAGAGAAAUAUGAUUCUAU